GAGCUGUAGCUAUCAUUAUAUUAUUAUUAUAUAUAUAUAUAUAUAUAUAUAUAUAUAUAUAUUAUUAGUAUAUGACCUAAAAUAUUGACAUUAUUAUAUUAUUAUAAUUGAUUCCAUUGUAGUUGUUCCCUAAGAUUUAUAGGUUGUUUUGUUUUCGAUUAUAUAAUUCCUUAUUAUCAUUUUUAUUUAAUAAAAUAAUCAGCGAAUCAGUGUGACCCCACCAGAUUAUUUAAAUUUCUUUAGUUAAAUGUUAAAUCAUUGAACAUUGGUUUCACUGAUUAUAAAUAAUAAUUACAACUAUUUUUUAAAUAUUAACGUUAUUUAAAAUUUAACUGUCUAGUGCUUACUGCUCAGUGAGUUUCUAGUAGUGUUUGCAGCAUUGAAAAUCCUUCCCAUUGCCUAUCGCCCAGUAUUGUCUGCAGUCCUAUACCCUAUGUAUAGUUUCUUGUGUGUUUAUUGUACAAUAUUGAGAUCCAGAUGACUGACGUCGGUAUUUGAUGUCUACAACAAUUAAAUAUAGAACUUUGAUUAGUAAGUUUUAAGUAAUUCAUUUUUUUUUAUACAAUAGAUGUUUGUUUACAUACUUUUAUUUUUUCAACAAUAGAUACAUUGUUUUGAAAUAUUUUGACUUAAUCAAGAAAAGUUCAAACAAUUCAACGUCCUUGUUAAACUUUCACUAAUGUAAGUAAUAGAUAUGUAAUAAUGAAAAGUAAAAAGGUUUGUAAAAAUAUAAAUAUGGUAGAACUUAAAAAUAAAGAGGACAUUUUUAAAGAGUUACCUACUGCUUUAUUAUUUUUUUCCUAAUGUUUAGAGAAAUUUGAAGUUGUGAAUUCGAAGAAUGGUAAAGAAAUCAAUUAAUAAGUAAUACAAUUGUUUUAUUUGCCUACCAUGUUAAAAUUCUAGGGUUAUCUAUAAUUGUUCUUGCAUUUUCCUGGAAUUGUUGGGUGGCAGUGACAACUAAAUUAAAAUAUUCUAAUUUAAUUAGUUAACACUACAAAAUUGCAUGCACUCUGAUACCAAAUAUAUUAAUAUUUAAAUUAGGAUAGAAAAAGAUUGUAUCAUUAAAAUAAAUAUAUAAAGAAAUUAAACACUGGUGAUUAACUGCUGACAGUCUAAGGCAGUUAUUAGAGAGAUUUAUGAAAAAAAUUUGGUGUUGUAUAUGUGUUCUUUAAAGGGUUUUUGUUAAAGAAAUUUAUCUAAAUGCUAUAAAACAAACUGUUAUUUAUUACGAGUUUAUGUUGCACCGUUAAUCUUCAUGUCGGGGCCGAUAGAAGAUAAUCUGUUAAUAAUAAAAUUAUAUUGAUUCAAAUAUUGUAAAUAAAUUUUUAAAGUAUUUGGAGUGUUAUCAAAAAAGCAACAAUGUCAUCAGAGCUUUGUAAAUUUAUAUUUUAUUUGAUCCAUAUUAGAAUCGUUUGAUCAUAAGAUAUAUAUGGAUAACAACUAUUGCAUAGUUAUACUUUAAUGUACUAGAAAUACCAAGAACUCGUAUUUGAAUCUUUUAGUCAUAUUGUUAUAAAUAUAAAUAAAUCUGUAUUUAUGUUGUGAGUACAACAUUGCAGGUAUAAACAAUUAUUUGUCUGUGUUUGAGUAUUUAUUUUAAGUGUUUAUUUAAUUUGGCCAGCUUAUAUUCAUUAUUAAAAAAUUAAUAUUAAAUCCUUUUUGUGUAUUUAUAUUAAGAUAUUAAAAUUUUAAAAUGGUUUUUUAGUUUUUAAAUUAAAACCAUUUAACUUGAUUUGUUUCAAUUGAAAUUAAAUCUAGUUUUGUUUAUGUGAUAGAUCAUGGAACAAGAAUUAUAUGAGAUACAAUUACAACUAAAAACAAAAAAUGCUUUUAUUAGUGAACUCCAAAAUGAUGUAAUGCAACUACAACACGUUGAAGAUGAAAAUAUUGACCUUAAGUCAGAAAUUGUAUCCAAAGAAACAGACCUAAGGCAAUGGGCUCUAAAGGUAAGACAUUUUUAAAAAUAAAUUAAACUAGUAUAAAUUUACGUACUUAAAAAAUUGUAAAAUAAAAUUCAAUUAUAGUGAGUGUAAGAAGUAUUUGGAGACCCUAUGUUUUUAAAUAAAUAUACAAUUUUCAUGGUUAUCCAACGCUUACAUAAUAUUCUCUUAUGAUUUUUAAAUAUAUUUCAAUAACUUUAAAGAAAUAAUAAUAAUAAUUUAAUAUUUUAGUUACGUAAAGGCCUGUUCACUUAUAAUAAGUAUUAUUGAAAAACGAUGAGAUAAACAAAGUCUUAUUAUUCCAAUUCAGUUUUCUUUAAACUAUUGUUGUAGUACCAUCUACUAUAAGAUUGGUCAAAUAAAACAAAACUUGAACUAAUUUUAUGGUUCCAUAAUUAAUGCCAAAUACCAAAAAUUGUCAACAAAUCUCACAUAGUAGUGAGAGGUAUAAAGGAUUGUUGCAGUAAGCGUAAAAGUCCCAAAAAUAAGUAACAAUCUGGUCAUCAAAAAAAAAAUACAAAACCCUAAUAAAUGUAUAGGAAUACAAAAAAUGUAAUCUCAAUAAUACUAACCCUCUUAAAAUAUAAUAUUUAAAUAUACGUUUUUCUGGAGUAAGUGUCAGUGUAAGUUUAAUUAGAAAUUGUUUUAAAAACAAUAAUUAUGAUCGGCUUAUAGCAGUGGUGGAUCCAGGUGGGACAACAAGACACAUUUGUCCUUCCUAAAACAUUGUUGUGGGGUGGUAUGUUUUUAUCUUUCUUGUAAUAUCUAAAUUAAAGGACACCUGACUGUUAGUCCUAAAGCAAGUCCAUCAAAAUAAUAUUAUAUUUGGUUUAUUGGUAAAUUAAAUAUACACCAGUUCUUGGAUCCGCGCUGUCUUUUAAUUUACUAUUUUCAUAUAUUAUAAUACUUAGUUAAUGUAUUUAGUUCAAUAAAGUUAUGAAAUUUUGCCUUCCCCCACCUCAAAAAAAAAAAAAAAUAAUAAAAAAAAAUUGAGCUCUUGAUCUACCACUGACUCAUAGAAGAUAUUUUGCAAUUAAAGAAAUUGACAAAAGAGACUUGUUUUUACAAGAGAAAGUUAUUAUUCUGUUAAUGUCUGUACAAAAUAAUACUUACAGACAAUAGUAAAUGUAAUAUUUUUGGCUCAGAUAGAAGACAAAACUCGGAAAAAGGUGAUUACAGAGAUAAUACAAACUAAUAUAUUGCCUACUGUUAAAUAUGAAGAAGAUUCUAUAAUGGUUUGUGGCACAGGGUGUCAUAAAAUUACACUUAAUAACGACUGUGUAAUAAGAUUUUUAAUAAAACAUAAUUUACAAUUGUUAGUUUAUUGACCAAAAAAAAAAAAAAAAUGUAUUUAAAAAUAUAAAGAAUCUGAAUACUUUUUACACUCACUGUAUUUUAAUUUAAAUAUACUUUAGUAUUCCAAUUUAGAGUUCAAAUUAUUGGAACAACAGAAAGAAUAUACAAUACAAAUUGAAUCAUUAAAGGAGCAAAUAUCAAUUCUAAAAGAAUCAACAAAUAAAUCAAAAGAAGAUUUACCAGUGAAUCUAAAUGACAGCUUUAUUACAGAAUUAAAAAUUGAACUAUACAGCAAAAAGGUAUUUUAAACUAUAGAAAACAAAAAUCUCUAUACAGAAUGCAUGUUAUGGUGUAAUAUUUUUAAAUUAGGAAAAACAUGAUGAGUUGCAAAGUAUUAUUAAAAAUCAAGAAGUGGUUAUUAUUGAACUAGAACAUAUUAAACAAAGAACUAUUGAAGAGCUUGAUGAUUUUAAAAAACAAAAUGAUAUUAAAACAGAUCAAUUGAAUGAAUGGAAACAAAAAUACGAAGUAAAUAUUUAUCAGUUCAAAAGCUUCAAUAUAUAUUUCUUUAUAAUUUUAACGAAAUUAGAAUCAUAUUGUUAAUUAGAGAUAGGCGCAAUCAACUAAUUCCUACUAGUAAUUUAGUAGAUUAAUAUUAGUCGUAAAAUUUGAUGAAAACCGGUUUUUUUGAUGAAAAAAUAAUUGGUAGUCAGUAUAAAUAGUGAUUUGUGCUCAUUGCCAUCAUCAAUGUUGUUUACAGGCUUUGCAAGAAGAAUUUGAACUGCUCAGAAUACAAGUCAAUAGUAUAAAUAAUCAAAAUGAACAUAAUAAGCGAGGAAAUUCCUUAUUUGCCGAAGUUGAUGAUAAGCGACAAGCAUUGACAGCAGAACUAGAAAUGAAAAGAGAAAAAUAUAAAUCAUUAAAAAAAUGUUUAUCAAAAGCUAACCAAGAAAAUAACCAAAUGAAGGUUAAAUAAAAUGAGAAGCAUUAAUUUAAAAUUGAUUAAGUUUAAUUCAUAUAUACAUGUAUAUUAUUUUUUUUAGAUGGAAAUGAUGAGACUAGAACAACAAUUAAUAGAAACUGAAAAAAAUGACGAUUUGGAAAAAUCUACACUAAUACAAAGUUAUAAAAAUCGAAUAAUUGUAAGUGCAUUAAAAUUUGUUUUUAUAUUAACUUAUUGUAAGCUUGCAUUCAAUAAAACUUAUGAUAAUGAUAAAAAGAAACAAAUUUUUAAGUUUUAAACAUAUAAAAUAUUAUUAGGAUUUAGAAACAAUAAUUAGAGAGUUGGACAAACGACCUGAAACACCUCAAGUAUUACAAAUAGACAAUUUAAGCAAUGAAGGUAUGAAUGUUGUCCUCCAAAUUGUUUCUGAUGUUAGGUAAGUAAAUUUUAACUAUAUAAGGAUGUAUACAUUUUUAUUAUCAUUUUUUUUUUAUUUUAGAAAAGAAAAAAAAGCAUUAGAAGAAGAAAUGAACAGAAGAUCGGUGAGAGAUAUGGAAGCGCGGCAACAAUGCUUUAAAGGAGAAUGUGAAAAUCGACAGCUUAAAAAAGAAAUGAGAAAAGACAAACUACGAUUAAAAGAAUUAGAACAAAAAAUUUCUGAAUUGACUUCUAAAAGUAAUAACAUUUUAAAUUCUAUAUUGAAAUAAAGUUUUUAUAUUUUAUUUGAUUUUGUUAGUAACUGUGUUUAAUAUAUUAUAGCCAGAGAAAACCCCUAUAACCCCCCAUAUUUAAAUAAGGAUAAAAUAACAUUUAUCACACUUUUAUGAAUAUUUUAAAAUUAACUUGUUUUUACAUUUUUAAAUACAUUAUUAUACAUUGUUUGGUGUAUAGGUAGUAAGUGAUACAUUAUUUUGUAUCGAACUAUGUUAAUUUGGUAGUAUAUAUUUUAAAAAUAUAAAACUUCUAAAUCAUCAGAGAUUUUAUUGUGUUAUUUUCAUAAAAGACAUUUUUCUCUAUUUUAGAUAUCAUAAUAAUUAAAUAUUGUAUACUGUUUGUAGUGUCUUUAGACAAGGAAAACACAAUUGAGAAUAAACGUGUGGCUAAAGGAGUGCGUUUUAAUGACAAUUGUAAGAUUGAAGAUGGUGGUCCUUUGAUAAAACAAAUGAAAAAAAUUCCACCUACUGCUGUUUUAAACACCAUUAUUUGUCCAAAGUAUGAAGACCUAUAGUGUUAUAAUAAUCUUUAAAAAAUUAAUUGUUUUAAUUGUAUUUUUGUAAAUGUAAUUUUAUUUUAUUAUGAUGUAUAUUAUAUUAACACAUAUUUGUUUUAAACAAAAUAAUUUUCUUUAUAUUUUUCCUUUUACAAUGUAUUAUUAAAAGAAGUGUUAUAAUUUGAAUUUUCUCAUAUAAAAAUGAAAAUUAAUCAUAAAAUUUGAUUAACACGUUCCAUAUAUAUGGCACAUGAAAUUUGUCAAGCAUUAUAUUUUUAAUGUAAUAUUACUAUUGUUUAUAAAUUGAGUUCUUGUCAAUUUAGUAUGUGAAAUAACUCUUUGUAGUUGGACAAUUCAUUUUUAUUCUAGGUACACAUUUGUAAUCAAUAAAAUAUUACAAAUUAGUAAUUCUUGAUUUUAUAAUUAAUAGUUUUAUACAUUUCUUAUUCAUAAUUUAAUUACUAUUAAAAAAAAAAAAAAAAAAUGGUUGAUAGUUAAUGUUAGGGCUGAUUUCCUAUCAGCAACAAACAUCUCUGUUUUAACUAAAAAAUAAAAUAAUUCUAUUAGCAAAAGUGAAUUAUCAAUUAAUUUAAUUUUAUACUAGACAAAUAGUUAUUGAGAAAAUAAUUUCAAAAUUUGAAAAAAGCGGUUUUAUAGUUGAAAAUUGUUGAAUGAUGCAAAAUUAAAAAUUACAUUUACUUAUUUACUUACGAGAUAUUUAGUGAUUAUUUAUCAUUGUUUAGAGAUUGUUAAAUAUUCUUGGUUUUGUCUUGCACACAAGUUCAACAAAUUACCUAUGAUUUGUGUACAUAAUUUUCUAAACAUUAAAUUAGAAGGCCAGUAUUAUCUGGAGUGGCAAAAUCAUAAACAGUUUCAAUUGUGAAGGCAUAAACACGAAAAAAAGAUUUAACUAUAAUUUACUAGUAUACAUACAAUCACUAAUAAAGGUUACAAUAAGCAUAUGAGGUGAACAAAUAAUUAUUUAUAAUAACUGAAAGCUUGAGGAGAGUAAUUAUCCAGCAGUAACAUUAGACACGAUAAAAUGUUAACUACUUUAUAUAUAAAUAUUAUAAGUACAUUUUUUAAAUUUUUGUUUAUCAGUUUAAUUAAGCAUUACUACAACACCAACAUUUUUUAAAUCUUUUUAUUGGAUUCUCAGGAAUGUUUAUUGAGUUAAGUGCUAGGAUAAGUUGAUUCUGGUGGUUUGUAAGAUGAGAACAGAAAUGCUUGUAAGAGAAUGUGGCCACUUUGGUAACAGUCUAUAGUUCAAGAUCAGAAUGUAGUGUAUGAUUCAACUCAUACAAUGGUGCAUUAGUAAUUAUACGAAGUGACAUAGACUGAAACGUUAGCAUUUUGUAAAUGUUGGAUUUUUUUCCGCAUUCCAUAAUGGGAUACCGUAAGCCCAAUAGGUUUCAGGAUUUUGUAGAGCAACAGUUUAUUACUCAGGUGUAAAUAUACACCUCAAGCCAGCCAACGUUUACAAAGUCAUCUUAACAACAUGGAAGCGUGGACGCAUGAUAUUCCAAAUGGAAAAUACAAAUAAAUAAUGAAAAUUAUUAAGAAAAAUCUUUGCAUAUCACUUUACUCUUAAACAAGGCAUAGUCUAUUUGAUUUUUCUGUUAAAUAAAAUUAUACCAUCGAUUACUAGGGUUAAAUACUUAGGUCUGGUUCUUGAUGAAUAUUUAACUAAAGCCGAGCAUAUAAAACAAAACUGUUUUUUUGCUUAACUCUAGAUGAGUCACUGUGCUAAUUUUUUGGUAAUAAUUCCAAACCAGCAUUUUAUUUAAUAAUCAUAAUUUUGAUCUUUUGUUGUAUGAGAAAAAAAGAAUUUCUAAAUUUUGUCAUAAAGUUUUUGCUUUCAAAAUUAAAACUAUUUUAGACUUUUCUGUUCUAGAUAAUGCUAUGCAUUCAUUAAACUGUCAUAUAAUUUAUUGAGAAUAUUACCUAAUGCCACCUUUUAAACAUGUAUACAAUUUUACAUAAAUGAAAUUAGCUAUAUUUGAGUUAAUAUUUUCUUGACCACAGUUAAGUCUAAUAAAAAUAUAAUUAAAUUUCAUCUUAAACUAAAUGAGUAAAAUACAAAUUUUAAGAAACUAAUUACAUUUAGUAAAUUCACCAUUGAAAUUUUCUAUCUCUAAUUAUUAAAUACAUCUCCAUACUGAUUUUGCGACUGUGGUUGAGUGUUUCUCAUUUGAUCGGGUGGCGGAUAUGAUUGGUUAUCCCAUAUUGGUUGUGUAUUUGGUGAAGGUGGUGCCCUAAAUUUUUAAAAACAUAAAGCUUUAAUAUUAUAUUUAAGAUGAACUUCCAAUUAGAUAAAAAAAAUAUAUAUUUGCAUUUAUAACAUAUUUUUGACCAUAUACCAAUAAACCAAUGCUCAGAAUUUUAUUUCAGUGAUCGUUUAUUCCACAUUUGAAAUAUUUUAAUAAUCCUGAUAUCUAAGCGUUGAGAUAAAUGAAACAAAUUCUAAUCUCAAUGUAAAUAUUAUAUCUAGUUGAUUACUUUAUCUACCUGAAAAAUAUUGGACCCUUUUCUAAGUGGCGCGAGGAAUGUAUUUGUUUUACAAUGAUGUUUAUGUAUUUAAUUUUUUUCUGGACAAUUUUUCUACAAGUAAUCUUGCUCAGAUUUACAUUGAUAAUAUUUUUCUGAAAGAAAAUUAGACUGAAGAGGUACUUUGGGAGAUUUUUUUUUUAUUUGUCCAAUAAAUGGGAAAACAGGUACAAUAUUCAACAAAUAUUAUUAAAAAAAAUAUAUAACGCAUAUGUAAUUAUUUUAACAUAAUACGACAUAUAAUAUAUUGUUGACAAAGUAACACUAUCAACUGAAUUCUACUCAGAAUCGUGUUUUCCUUAGCAAUGGUUUAUUAUCGCUUACAGAUAUACAUUAAACUUCCCCUCUACAUCCUACCCAACUUUUAACCUAUAACAGUGGUUGUACCCAUCCUCAUUAUGACAGCUUUUUUUUUUAAUUGAAUUAAUUUUUUAUUACAAUGUGAUAUGAAUGAAGUUCUUAGUACAUCAUACUUCAACUAAUAAAAUUGUAUACCUGUAAACUGGUUUAUUUGAUUGUGUUCUUUCGUAUUCUUGUCUAUUACGAGUUCUAAGUUCAUCAUAAGAAAUUGAUGCAUUUGCAUUAUAACUAGGUAAUUGAUAUUCAGUUGUUUGUUUACUAGUCGAAAGCCCUAAAAUAAAGACAGAUGUCUAUAUAUUAAUAUAUUAAGAGAAUAUAUGUAUGUACUAAUAAAUUACAGAAAUUAACUUACCAUCGUAAUCAGGUCUAUAAUCUGUAUCUAACAAAUUCACAGAUUUAUGCAUAUCAAUAUCAAUAUCAGAUUUAUAAUCUGUUGGUAAUGAUUGACUGACAUAAUCUACAGUUUCGGAUGUCAUAUUUGGGGACAUGAUAUUUCUUAAAAGUAAAAAGAAAAACAAAUAUUUAUAAUUUUAUUAUUGAUUCAUAAAUAGUGUUAGCUUCCUAGCAAAUCCCACAAGUCAUUUUUUUGUGGUUAGUAAACAACUUUUCUUCUACAAAUGUUAUUCAAAUCAAUAACUUAGUGAGUUAUUGUAGCAUGUUUAAUCUAGUUGGUGCAUUGGGAAACUUUAUGUUAUGAAUUUCUUUAUAAUUUUUUAAAACUUGUAAAGCAGACUUAAAAGGAUUUGCUGAGUAGCCAAAGAUAUUUGCAUUACCCUUCAUUAAGUCCACCCUGUAAUUUUGCUUUGCGUUCCCUUAAAACUCUUCCUAUUGGACUAUUAGGAAUUUGCAUUAAUUUUUCUGCGCAUAUAGUUUGAUAAGAAUAUUUUCCAACCAUGUAACCAAGUAUUCCACCAACCAAUACUUUAGGCCAUGGUCCCCAUUUUACACUUGGUUUUAAAUAGCCUGCAAAUAUAAAUCAUAAUCUAUUUUAAAUAGAAAUAAUAAUAACAUAAAUCUUAAUAUAUACAAAAUAAUAAUUAGUAAUUUUACUUAGAGUCACAGAUAAAUUUAAUAUUGGAUACAUUUGUUAUUAUAAAAAUUAUUAAUUAAAAGACUCAUUUAAAACUACUGGCUUUAUAGUGUUGAUCAAAUUAGACCCAUGAAUAAUGUUUAAAUAAUGUUUUAAACAAAAUAAUAAGAUGACUUACCAGCAUUCACACCUAAGUAUGACGCUGUGCCCAAAAUUAAAGAUAAUGGUAAGCUUCUUUGGUAAAAGCUUUCACGAUUGCAAUCGUUCAUGGCUUUCGUUUCUUCUGGCGAGAACUGAUAAAACUAUGUAGAUUAGAAAAAAAAAACCAAAAGUUUUAUUAGGAUAUUUACUUUAAAAAAAAACGAACAACAUACUAUAGAAUCUGGCCCUGGUAUCCCUUUUGAUUGCUGCUGAGGUGCACUGAAUUGUAGAUUCUCCAUUUCCAUGUAGUGUGAUCAAAUUUUUUUAACUUGGACAAUUAAUUAACUUAUCAACCAAGUAUAAAUUUCAAAAAUUAAAUAUAAUUAAUUAAAUCCAUAUAUAAGUAUAAAUUAUAAUUAUAUAGGUAUGUAAAUAACUAUGCUGUAUGAUGAGAUAAAUUUCUUGUUAGACCUAUGGAUAUAAUAUCUACAGUUAUUGACGGAUCAAAACA
Cinara cedri is the source of this 9978-nucleotide messenger RNA. The record is from the annotation of a GenBank genome assembly. NCBI's taxonomy places the organism in Eukaryota, Metazoa, Arthropoda, Insecta, Hemiptera, Aphididae.